Molecule: messenger RNA, 318 nt
Organism: Pyrenophora tritici-repentis Pt-1C-BFP
Lineage: Eukaryota; Fungi; Ascomycota; Dothideomycetes; Pleosporales; Pleosporaceae
Source: RefSeq, a predicted model, not a curated record
AUGUACGUAAUCGCCAUGAUCUAUGUACGACGAGAGUUGGCGAAGCCAGUGGCAGUGAUAGGGUUCAACAAGCAUGUUCAUGACUUGAGGGCCAUUACACGGUCCAAGACGGCUGUAAUCAAUGUUGACGACAUGGCUGCCAACGAGGUUGACGAUACGGUCGCCGGCGAGGCUGACGACAUGUCUCUAACGCCAUGGUUUACUGACGACGACUCGAACGUAUACAACGGAUCAGCUGUAAUCCUCGGCGAUCAGAUCUCUGUGAAAAUUGGCAAACUGCAGAUGCAGGGCAACUACAGGGCAUCAUUCAGCUCAUGA